AUGAGUUUGGUUAGUAAAAAGUGUGAAUCAAUAUCUCUUCUCGAGUCCAAUCGUGAUGAAAUCAUCUCUAACAACGUUACCCCAGACGACGUGUUAAGGUUCAAUAAGAUUACUGAUACCUACUUAUGUAGUCCGGAUGCUAACGUGUACGAUAUAGAUUUCACACGAUUUAAAAUACGCGAUCUCGAAACUGGCACCGUUCUUUUUGAAAUCGCCAAACCUCCGACCGACUUCGGUGUUGAUAAUGAGGGUGCAGAAGAAGUCCCUGAAGAACCGUUGGAUCCUAACGCGGGCAGAUUCGUCAGAUACCAAUUUACUCCACAGUUUCUAAAGCUCAAGACAGUCGGAGCAACGGUUGAGUUUACAGUUGGGGCUCGGCCUGUCAAUCAUUUUAGAAUGAUUGAGAAACACUUCUUCAGGGACACAUUGCUUAAGACCUUUGAUUUUGAAUUUGGCUUCUGCAUUCCAUUUUCAAGAAACACAUGUGAACAUAUAUAUGAGUUCCCGUCACUGCCACCAAAUCUUGUUGAAGAAAUGAUAGCAGCCCCGUUUGAGACAUGUUCCGAUAGCUUCUACUUUGUGGACAACCAUCUUGUUAUGCACAAUAAAGCCGACUACGCCUACAACGGAGGCAUUAACAAUUAA
Danaus chrysippus (African queen) is the source of this 645-nucleotide messenger RNA. NCBI's taxonomy places the organism in Eukaryota, Metazoa, Arthropoda, Insecta, Lepidoptera, Nymphalidae. The record is from the annotation of a GenBank genome assembly.